Molecule: messenger RNA, 4159 nt
Organism: Sciurus carolinensis (gray squirrel)
Lineage: Eukaryota; Metazoa; Chordata; Mammalia; Rodentia; Sciuridae
Gene: Lasp1
Product: LIM and SH3 protein 1
Exons: 7
Coding region: 23-1201 (392 amino acids)
Cellular component (GO): focal adhesion
Molecular function (GO): actin filament binding
Source: RefSeq, a predicted model, not a curated record
UUGCCAGUCUCUCGGAGCCCGAAUGCUCCAGAUGUGCUGCCAGCCUCGCGCGACACCGCCUCCAGCGCGGGAAAGGCUCUGGGCAAAGUGCACCGUCCGCGGGGGAGAGCCGGGGCGCAAGCACCCGGGUCCCACAGCCCGCCCCGGAACCCGCCCCCGCGCAGCCCCACGUCGCCCGGGGAGCGCGCCUCGCCGCGCGCGCCCCUGCCCGCGCCUGAGGCGCGUCCCCGCCCCGGUGCAGCCCCUCCUCCCCGCUGUGUUUAUUAGGGGAAGGAGGGCGGAGGCGGAGGCCAGUUCCCCAGCUCCAGCCGCCGUCGCCGCCGCCAGCACAGUGCAGCCGCGGCCGCCUCCCGCCAGCCCUCCGGGGGAGAGAACGUGCUUGAGCUCGGGCAUCCCCGCCCCAGUCUUUUCCGGAGCCAUGAACCCCAACUGUGCCCGGUGCGGCAAGAUCGUGUACCCCACGGAGAAGGUGAACUGUCUGGAUAAGUUCUGGCAUAAAGCAUGCUUCCAUUGUGAGACCUGCAAGAUGACACUGAACAUGAAGAACUACAAGGGCUAUGAGAAGAAGCCCUACUGCAAUGCACACUAUCCCAAGCAGUCCUUCACCAUGGUUGCCGACACUCCGGAAAACCUCCGCCUCAAGCAACAGAGCGAGCUGCAGAGUCAGGUGCGCUACAAGGAGGAGUUCGAGAAGAACAAGGGCAAAGGCUUCAGUGUGGUGGCAGACACACCCGAGCUCCAGAGAAUCAAGAAGACCCAGGACCAGAUCAGCAACAUAAAAUACCAUGAGGAGUUUGAGAAGAGCCGCAUGGGCCCCAGUGGGGGCGAGGGCGUGGAACCAGAGCGCCGGGACGCCCAGGAUAGCUACCGGAGGCCCCAGGAGCAGCAGCAGCAGCCUCACCAUGUCCCGACCAGCGCCCCUGUCUACCAGCAGCCCCAGCAGCAGCAGGCCACUCCAUCCUAUGGUGGCUACAAGGAACCUGCAGCCCCGGUCUCCAUACAGCGGAGCGCCCCAGGCGGGGGCGGGAAGCGGUACCGCGCGGUGUAUGACUAUAGUGCUGCCGACGAGGACGAGGUCUCCUUUCAAGACGGGGACACCAUUGUCAACGUGCAGCAGAUCGACGACGGCUGGAUGUAUGGGACGGUGGAGCGCACCGGUGACACAGGGAUGCUGCCGGCCAACUAUGUGGAGGCCAUCUGAGCCCCGCGGCACCCUCCCCACCCCGUCUUCAGUGCAUUCCAUGACAUCGCAUCCGUCCUGGGGCGUGACCCGUCCACCCUUCAGUGUCUCUGUCUUUUACGAUCUGCGACAGCUUGUUUAUUCCCACCCCUCCUCCAGCUUCUUUUGCCACCCGAAGCCUUGUUCUGCCACUUUCGCGGGCUCCUUCCUCUGGCAGGUUUUCCCCUGGACUGACUUCUUGGUUUCUCUCUGGAUGGAACAGGCAUGGGCUGCUCUGGGGGAGGGCAAGGCCCACGGGGUGGGCGGGCUGGAACGGAGACCUCUGUGGCCCCGGCUUCUCUCCUCCCUUCAGCCCCUUAGACCCUCCUGGCCAGCUCCUCACACUCCCAGACAUUCCAGUGCUGGGCAAGCCCCAGACCCCCAGGACCCCCAGGCAGGGCUGUGUACAUCCCUGGGCGGGGCGGACAGGGCUCUGCUGUCGUGUGGGGGCUGCCAGCUCACCGCGGGGUUUCCCUCCCUCCCCUCUGCCUCCUCAGGGGCUGCAAAAGGAACUCGGAGCCCUGCUGGGGACCAAGUCCUACCCCACAUGUACUCCCUGCACUGUGACCCCACAGAUGGGGGGCAGCAGACAAAGAGCCCCCGGGAAGCACAGCUUGGGUCAAGCUCUUGCCUUUCUUCAGGGGCAGCCGCGGGAAGGAGCGGGGAAGGAGGGGAGCAGGGCGUUCCCACAGCCCCUUUGCCCCACUUCCACCCCUGGGCUCCAGGGACUCCUUUGCCUCCCAGACUGGAAGCUGUGCUCCGAGGACAUGGAUGCCUCGCCUAGGGUCUGAGUCAGCCACACUCCUCCCUCUUCAUGGCAAGAGGUCUGGGCCCCCAUGGCGUCCCCGCCCCUGCCCAGUGCCAAGUGGGCCUGGAGCUGUGCCAGGCCAGCUCUGCCUCUCCACAGCUUGGCUUGCUGUGGCAGGAGCAAGCGUGUGUGCAGGUAUCUGUAACAGGGAAGUGUGAGGAUGACAGGAGACCAGGGUACAUGUCUGCUGGUGUCUCUGGGCUUGUGUGCAAGGCGUGUGUGUGUGUGUGUGUGUGCCUGUGUGUGUGUGUGCAUGUGAGGGAGGGAGGGAUGCAGAGCUCUCUGCCCCUGAUAUUUUCCUUAAACUCACAGUAAGCAGGAAGGACCCUCGUGGAGAGAAGCUCUUCGUGUUCUCUUUGGCUUCCCCCCAUCUGAGUGAGGAGACCCCCAUGCCCCCUGUUCAGUGUGCAGAGCAGCAGUGUCAGUGGUCAUGGAGUUGGGGGUUGCUGCUGCGUCUGUCGCUUGCUGGGGAGAGGAGGGGAAGACUUGGUGUGGGCCUGUUCUCUCCCCGUGCCUGGGACUGCUGAGUAGGACACCAGAAGGUUCUGGUCACCCACACUGUGGUGCCCAACCGUGGCUCUCCCCUCAAGCCCUCCCCUUGCAUAAUGUCCACUGGAAGCAACAGAGUGGGUCCCGGGGCUCCAAAACGAAGCACAGACUCUGGGAUGAGGAAGGGCAAGAUGGUGCUACAUCCAAGUUCCUUCUCGGGGCUGGGGGUUGGGUUACCCCUCACCUGGCUUUAUUCAUCUCUGGGUUUUCUUGUCACUUCUCUGUGUUCCCCUCUCCCCCUUCUUCACCCUUAGUCUGACCAGGCCCUGCAGCUGGCACCCCCUCCCCGCUGCAGUGCUGGGAUAGAGCCCAGGGCUUCUUCAAUACUAGGCAAGUGCUCUACCCCUGAUUCACACCCCUGCCCUACAGGUGGCACCUGGUCCCAUUGUACACUUGCACCCUGCAGGUGAGGGCUAGGGCCCCAAGAUGGUGGCCAAUUAAGCAACCCUGGCUGCAUGAGUGGCCUGUCAGUGGCUCCCAGUUGAUUUGGGAAUAUUCACUCCAGAUCAGAGGUUGAGGAAGUGGCUGGGAGGAGCCCCUGCCUGAGCAGUUCCUUUUCCUUUCUGGCCCCACUUUAGGUAAAGGGCAGGUGGAGUAUCCUAUUGGACAAUUUGGGGGACAGGCCAGACAGAGGGAGAAUAUUGGGGGAGCAGCCUCCAGGGAGGUGCCGAUCCACUCUGUUUCCUCUUGAUCUCAAAGCACAAUGUGGAUCUGGGGCUAGAGGUCAGGGACACAUCCUGUUGCAGGGACUGUGGUUGGGAGGCGGGUGCCACCUCCCCCAAGAGGAGCCAGCAGCCUAUUUCACUCAGCUGGACUUCCAAAACAAGGCAAGCCAGCUCCUAUUCUUCCUGUGUGAAGUCCUAAAAAUAGGGGACACUUUCUCACACACCCCCAGAGAGGAGGCACUGUCACACUGGUGCUGAGGGGACCCAGAGUAGCUGGAGCCUGUGUUUCUUCCCAGAACCUUGCACUCUUAGAAGAGCACAGAACCCCAAGGGCUGGGCUGAGCCCCUGACCUUUGACCUUCACAGAGGUCUUGUAGCCAAUCUAACCCAGGAAGGAUGAUACCUGGGAACAUGUUUUGUGGACCAAUCCUACCAUGCCAGAAGGCCCCGUAUGGAAAGUGUGGAUUCUCCCAACACUGCUUCCUGGCCCCCACCCCCUUCGCAUCCCUCCAGGGAAAACUCCUUUAUCGCUUCAUUUCUGCCUUUUUCCCCUUCACACAUGCACUUUUGGGCCUUUUUUUAAUAGCUGGAAAAAAAAUAAUGAAAUACCACCCCACAAACCUGUAUUUAAAAAGAAACAAGUGACCCUGUGAAAUUCACCUCUGUCCAAACAUUUCAUUCGUUUUUGUGUGUGAGUGUGUGUGUGUGUGUAUGUGUGUGUGUGCGUGCGUGUGUGCAUGAAGCCACCCACUCAUCUUUUUAUAUGGGGUUGUUGUCUUUUGGGUCUAUUUGGUCCCCUCCCUUGUGGGCUUGUGCUCGGGAUCAGAUCUUUCUGGCCUGUUGUGAUUCUGAACAUUUGACUUGAACCACAAGUGAAACUCUCCUGGUGACUCAAAUAAAAAUAUAAUUUUUACCUGC